Mycotypha africana is the source of this 634-nucleotide messenger RNA. RefSeq lists its product as uncharacterized. The record is from RefSeq and is a predicted model, not a curated record. NCBI's taxonomy places the organism in Eukaryota, Fungi, Mucoromycota, Mucoromycetes, Mucorales, Mycotyphaceae. Bases 130 to 471 code for a protein of 113 amino acids. The transcript has a single exon.
AUGUAACAUAAAAAGAAAAAGGUAGCAGAGCUAAUUUAAUUGCUCUUCAUCAAGAAGGUCUCCUUUUUCUUCUCUUUUGAACAAUAAACUCUCUCUCUCUCUCUUUCUUCUUCUCUCUCCUUUUGAACAAUGAAUCUAGACAAUAUCAUUGAUUGCAUUUGCAUGCCUGCAAUGAAAAAAAACAGGUCUUUUACUUUUUUUUAUUUUUUUUUUUCUUUUCUUUUAGACAAUGGCUUGAAGCAUCCAAUGGGUCAUUCAGUGGAUGGGGAUAUCAAGUAUCUCUUGUUGAAAGCAAACGAAAAAGGAAACAACGUAGAUCAAAACCCUUUUUUGCGACAAAGGAUAAACGGUUGGCGGAAAAGAGAAGAUAACGUUUUCUUGUUACUUGUGUGGCUUGACUUUUAUUUUUUUUUAUUUUUUUUUUUUGCGGGACUCAAUACGAAAAAUGAGACAGAUAGGGCAAAGCAAUGAGAAUGGAUUAACAUAGUGUCCCUAUGUUUGCCAGAAUUUUUCAUGUUCAAGCCAGUAAAAAGCGUAUCCCAUGUUGCAUGAAUCCACGAGAUUUAUUUUAUCCUCCAUGCUUGGGCAACCAUGGCCAAAAGGGAGAGAGGAAUUUCUUUCUCAUGCAAGAUGA